GAGAAUACUUCCUCACCAAGUACAUCCUACGUAUAAAUAGUCUGAAAUCCCUCAACUUCUCAACUUCCUCCCAAACUACCUGACCCCCCUGAUACUACCAAUCAAUCUUCAAGAUUAUUUCUCUUUCGUCAUGAGCGACGAAGAAGAUUUACACCGCCGUGAAAUUCCUCAUCUGAGCUUCAACCGCCUUAAGGUACUCUCGGCUCUCGGCCGGGGAGCCAAGGGCGUGGUGUUCCUCGUCAAAGAUGAAGACCGCGACGAGUUUCUUGCUCUCAAGGUUAUCUCCAAGGCACUGAUCGAGAAGAAAGGGAAGGCAGUAGCCGAAGGAAAUGAGUACCGGAGAGUCUGCUUCGAGCAAGGAGUCCUCAGCCUUCUUCGUCACCCGCUUUUCCCGAGAUUGCGCGGCGUUUUGGAUACUGAUAAGCUUGUUGGCUACGCCAUUGAUUAUUGCCCCGGUCGCGAUCUUAAUGUCCUCAGGAAAAGACAGAGUGAGAAAAUGUUCUCCGAUGAUAUCAUUAGGUUUUACGCAGCGGAACUGGUUAUUGCAUUGGAAUAUUUACACAAAUUAGGAAUAGCUUACAGAGAUUUGAAGCCGGAAAACGUAAUGGUUCAAGAAAACGGUCACAUUAUGAUGGUGGAUUUCGACCUCUCCACAAAACUCUCUCCCAGGACGACUCCCGCGUCCUCUCCAUGUUCAUCAAACUCGGUUGCAACAUCGCGCAACUCGUUAAGCAGCAAGAAACGACCAUCGCCGUUUCACCGACUCUGCAACUCAGGAAUUUCACCCGAAGACUUGGCCUCAAUGAACGGACACAGCGAAAACUCAGCACGAGCCGAAUCCGACUCAACAGAGAAAUCCAACUCAUUCGUUGGAACAGAGGAGUACGUAGCACCGGAGAUCAUCUCAGGCGAAGGACACAAUUUCGCGGUGGAUUGGUGGUCCCUCGGCGUUCUCCUAUACGAAAUGCUCUACGGAGUGACGCCAUUCAAAGGCUCGAAUCGGAAGGAGACAUUUUACCGGAUUCUGACGAAGACGCCGGAUUUGAACGGAGAAGCAACGCCAUUGAGAGACUUGAUUAGGAAGCUUCUGGAGAAGGAUCCGAAGCAGAGAAUCGAGUUAGAGGAGAUCAAGGGCCACGAUUUCUUCAGGGGAAUGGACUGGGAAUCGGUGGUCCAGAUCUCGAGGCCACCUUUUAUUCCGGAGAAUGUCGAUAACGAUAUCGAAGGGAAUAACAAUAAUAACACGAAUAUUGACGUGGAGUCAGUUGUUCAAGGCAUCUUCCAAAACGGCGACGUUGAGAAGAAUAAGAAAACUGACCAAAAACAGAGUGGUGAUUAUGCUGAAAUUGUAAAUAACAAGAAGGUCUGGAAUGGAGCAUUUAAUCAUCACCCAACUCAAACCGAAAAUUUUCUAGUCUUUUGAUUUUUAUUUAUUUUUAAAAAAAUAUUCUUUAUUUGUUUAUAAUAUGGUAUGACUUAAAUUCUUAGAGAAUCAUAUCAGAACAGAACAUAUUAUUCGUUUUGUUUUUCUUAGGAAAUGGAGAACAUUAUAGUUAUGAUAUCAUAAUUUUGCAGCCUCAAUUUUGGGUUGAAUGUGGUAAAA
Molecule: messenger RNA, 1603 nt
Organism: Humulus lupulus (European hop)
Lineage: Eukaryota; Viridiplantae; Streptophyta; Magnoliopsida; Rosales; Cannabaceae
Product: serine/threonine-protein kinase OXI1-like
Exons: 2
Coding region: 131-1423 (430 amino acids)
Biological process (GO): protein phosphorylation
Cellular component (GO): plasma membrane; cytoplasm; nucleus
Molecular function (GO): protein serine/threonine kinase activity; ATP binding
Source: RefSeq, a predicted model, not a curated record